AUGGCCAAAAGCGAGGUCCACGGCGGUGACGCCGGCGAGUCCAACCCGAAUGAGUGUGGGUGCGACAGGCGAGUCCCUGCUCCGAGCCCGCCGGGCCCCCGGCCCCAGGAAAAUCCGGUCGGAUCGCCCUCCCCUCGGGGCAGUGACCACCGGCUCCCACGAGCGGGAACUCGGGCCACCGCGCGGUCCCGCCUGGGACCGGCACCAACUGCAUCCCCGGAGCUGAGCGGCGCCCGUCCACGCCCGCCCCGGGAUGCCCGGGAGCGCAAGCAGCAGCGCCCCGCUCGCGAGCGCCGGAACCGCGAGGGUCCUUCGCGCCCCGCCACCGAGGGGAACUCGCGCAGACGCGAAAGACAGAAACACACUGAUGAACCUGCCGCUCGGCCAAGGCGGCUGCUUAACAAGCUCAGGGAAUUCAGCCCUGUGUGCGAAGGACAUCUACAGCAUGAUGCACACGAAGUAUUACAGUGUGUUUCGGGAAACAUUCAAGAAACAUGCCAACUCCUAAGAAAAGAAGAAGUAAAAAAUGUGGCAGAAUUCUCUACUAAGGUAGAAGAAAUACAUCAUCAGAAAGAGGAAAUGAGUGGCGUUAACAGCACGCACGUGGACGGUAUGAGGCGUUCUGAGGACUUUAAAGAAAAACUCCCAAAAGGAAAUGGGAAAAGAAAAAGCGACACUGAAUUUGGUAACAUGAAGAAAAAAGUUAAAGUCUCCAAGGAACACCAGUCAUUGGAAGAGAACCAGAGACAAACUAGAUCAAAAAGAAAACCUACAAGUGAUACAUUAGAGAUUCCUCCUAAAAUAAUUCCCAAGUAUAUUUCUGAAAAUGAGAGUGCAAGAGCUUCACAAAAGAAAUCAAGUGUUAACACAACUAAUGGACUUGAAUCUCCAGGAAAUACUGUUAUACCUGUAAAUAUUAAUGAAGUUAAAUCCAUAAACAAAGGUGAGGAACAAAUUGGUUUUGAGCUAGUGGAGAAAUUAUUUCAAGGUCAGCUGGUAUGAAGGCCUCGUUGCUUGGAAUGUGAAAAUUUAACAGAAAGAAGAGAAGAUUUUCAAGACAUCAGUGUGCCAGUACAAGAAGAUGAGCUUUCCAAAGCAGAGGAGAGUUCUGAAAUUUCUCCAGAGCCAAAAAUGGAAAUGAAUACCCUGAGAUGGGCAAUUUCACAAUUUGCUUCAGUACAAAGGAUUGUAGGAGAAGAUAAAUAUUUCUAUGAAAACUGCCAUCAUUAUACUGAAGCUGAAGGAAGUCUUUUGUUUGACAAAAUGCCUGAAGUUAUAACUAUUCAUUUGAAGUGCUUUGCUGCUAGUGGUUUGGAGUUUGAUUGUUAUGGUGGUGGACUUUCCAAGAUCAACACUCCUUUAUUGACACCUCUUAAACUGUCACUAGAAGAAGGGAGCACAAAGCCACCUAACGACAGCUAUGGAUUAUUUGCGGUUGUGAUGCAUAGUGGCAUUACAAUUAGUAGUGGGCAUUACACUGCUUCUGUUAAAGUCACUGACCUUAAUAGUUUAGAGCUAGAUAAAGGAAAUUUUGUGGUUGACCAAAUGUGUGAAAUAGGUAAGCCAGAACCAUUGAAUGAGGAGGAAGCAAGGGGUGUGGUUGAGAAUUACGAUGAUGAAGAAGUGUCGAUUAGAGUUGGUGGAAAUACACAGCCAAGAAAAGUUUCAAACAAAAAAAAUGUAGAAGCUAUUGGACUUCUUGGAGGACAAAAGAGUAAAGCAGAUUAUGAGUUAUACAGCAAGGCCUCUAACCCUGAUAAGGUUGCCAGCACAGCAUUUGCUGAAAAUAGAAAUUCUGAGACUAACGAUGCUAAUGGGACCCACGAAUCAGAUAGAAACAAGGAAUCCAGUGACCAAACAGGCAUUAAUAUUAGUGGAUUUGAGAAUAAAAUUUCCUAUGUAGUGCAAAGCUUGAAAGAGUAUGAGGGGAAGUGGUUGCUUUUUGAUGAUUCUGAAGUGAAAGUUACUGAAGGGAAGGACUUUCUGAAUUCCCUUUCCCCUGCUACAUCUCCUACUUCUACUCCUUACUUGCUAUUUUAUAAGAAAUUAUAGAGUGAGUGUAUUUUCCUUGUGUAUGUUUAAACAUACCCACACAAACAUCGGUACAGUUGGUUACA
Messenger RNA from Cebus imitator (Panamanian white-faced capuchin), 2117 nucleotides. Its product is annotated as ubiquitin carboxyl-terminal hydrolase 1-like. Gene Ontology annotation, molecular function: cysteine-type endopeptidase activity; cysteine-type deubiquitinase activity. Gene Ontology annotation, cellular component: cytosol; nucleus. The record is from RefSeq and is a predicted model, not a curated record. NCBI's taxonomy places the organism in Eukaryota, Metazoa, Chordata, Mammalia, Primates, Cebidae. Gene Ontology annotation, biological process: regulation of DNA repair; protein deubiquitination.